CGCCAUGUUUUUCAGCAGGAGUGGGCUGAUGUUUCAGUGAGAUUUCAUCAAAAGUGGGCAAUCCUGCGCUCGCUUCGUAUUUCAGCAGACCAUCGUCAGUCCGCCGGGAAAGGCGGGUCGAGCGCUACCUGAACGCUCCGGACGAUGAAGUAGCCGCUUUAGGAGCGCGCGCCUUUCUAGUGACGCCGGAAGAAAACGGACGCGCGCAGACAUUCAUCCACUCAUCUGUGCCAGAACACUGAAGGUUCAGCAAAAUGUAUCAGAUCCCAGUGAAGAACCUUACCAAACUCAGACGACCGAGGAAACGGGUCAAAAGUAUUUUGUGUGACAUCGGGAUGCAGCAGUGUCAGGAUAUGCUGGAGACAUAUAAAUGUUUUGAUGCUGGUGAUGCAAGCUUUGACAACACAGAAUGGGAUGAUUUCACUGACGGUCAUGUUGGCAAAAAGAAAAAAAAGUAUCCAUACCGAAGCCAAAGUCUGUGCUGCAGUCUGUGUUGGUACUCCAGCCGGUCGGUGCCCACAUUCAGAAGCCACAUCCAUCGCUAUCACUGGAAAAAUCUGGAUGGGGCCUGUUUGUUAAUGUGCCCCUACUGCCCGUUUGUCAGCUCUCCAAAAGUCACAGAGCAACACAUUCAGUUUUUCCACAUGCUGCCAUCAAGAACCCAUCAGAGCCACCCUAGCCACACUUUGGCCCACACACCGAAAACCAUAUCAGUUACAGUUUCUGCUGACGCCGCAGACGACAGAUACACUUGCGCGACCUGUGGUUAUCAUGACUCUUUAUUAUAUGUGAUGAAGAAGCACGUCCUGGUAAACCACUUUGCCACGUUGCUGGAUCGCUACUUUGGCCUUGGGUCGGAAAGUGCACCAAUGGCUGGUCCGCAGAUACGUGAUGGCGCACCUGUCAAAUAUCACUGCAAACUGUGCAAACUGCCAGCAGAGACCAUUGAACAUUUACUGUACCAUAUUUUGAGUUCAGAGAAGCACAAGGAGCUACACUGGCAAAUAAUGCCUUGUAUAAUUGAAAAAGAAUGCAUGAACCAAAUGGCUGGGCUGCAGAAUCUGCUGAACCUUGCACCUAAAUCGAUGCAGCCAGUCACGCUGUUUGCAAGACCGAACUAUAUGCCACAACAGACGCAACAAACCAAUGGAAAUGGCACAGUUCUUCUGGCCGGCCCAAGCAAUGCGGCUGCUCUGUUUUGCUCUCCUGGUGCAGGCCAGAUGUUUUUAUCUCCACAAACUCAAGCUCUGCUUUCAGGCACGACUGUGGCUGCGCUUCAGAAUGCUCAGCAUUCACAGUCCCAUGGCGGGAUGUCCCAAGUUCUGCCUACCUCUCCAGUAGUCAAACCCCUUAAUAUGGUAAUGCCAAACAUGCCACAGAACACACCCAAGACGGUACCCAUCACGAUGACUGUGCCCAGGCUACCACCGCCCCAGCAAGCACCGCAGGUUCUUUUUCCUCCUGGCGUCCAGGUCAACCUCCCUACCGAAAUGGGUGUACGUUCACCAUUUCUUGUUACUCAAGGUCUUCAGCUGAACCAGUCAGUUCCCAGAGCUCCCCUCAUCACCUCGCAGUCUGUGCGUCUCAUUCCCACAGGCAACAAAGUCAACGGUGUCCCGACCUACACUCUAGCACCCGUUCAAAUGACGGUUCCCGUCCAUGGCGGACCCCCUCAAAUGGUACUAGCGCAAAACCAGAUUAGCCAGCCUCCAAAUUCAGGGCUCAUGCCUCCAGUUCAGAGGGCAAUGAAUAAAAAUUCCAGACCGAAUGAACUUGCUGUGCAGGCGCCGUUUUUGAAGAAACAUGAUAAUCAAACUGUCAAGUGCCUGAGGUGCAAGAUUUUACUGACAGAGCAGGGUAUUUUCCAGCAUUUGUUGCACGGCUUGAAGUGUCUGUUCUGCCCUCAGAUGUUCUACUCCUUCAAGCAGAUAAUGGAGCACAGCAAGAAAGAGCACAGUCUGAAAAUCAAAGACAACCGACUUUACAUAAAGGAGCAGUUUAGUCUCGACUGUGAUGAUGAGGGCAACCUCAUGUUUAGCACUUUUAAUCUGAACACGGAUGUGCCUAAAGAUCUGCUUGACAACCGAGAGCUUAACCUUGCACUGGUCACCAGUACUAAAGACAAGAUUUACAUAAAAAUGUAUCCAGACAAGGCAGAAUACACAACUAUGUUGAAGUCGGCACCAAACGCCUGUCCAUUUUGUCAAGUAAAGCUCCAGAACCCUGAAGACUACGAGCUCCAUCUUCAAACGAAACACCACAUAGUUCCCACCAUCCAUGCAAUACUAAAAACGCCUGCAUACAAAUGCAUAUAUUGUUUUGGGGUGUAUACUGAAAAAUCAACACCUAAAACUAUCUCCAUUCAUGUGCAACGGUGUCGUUGUGCUCCUAAAGCCGUGAAGGAAGCGGAGAGGAAACUGAAUCCUGAUACAUCUGAAUCUCAAGACGGUGAUGUAUGCAGCUCUGUACAGAUGCCCGCUUCUUCAGACGUGACCUUCCAGGGGGCACCUGAAUUUCCCAAGCCAAAGAAAGAAGCUGUCACUCCGAGGAACAGGAGAAGGAACACAAAGGCUUCCAAGACAGGAACUCCAGUCCCCGAAACCCCAGUUACGCUGGUCUUGGAACCAAUGGGAAUGGAGAGGACAUCAUUUGAGGACAGAAAAGACUUCCUUUCACAGUACUUCCACAGAAAGCCAUACGUGACAAAGACAGAAAUCGAACUGCUCGCUUCCCGUUUGUGGAUAAACAAGGCAGACGUGAAGGCGCACUUCAACAGCAAGCUCACCAAGUGCUUGAAAGCGAUUCAGAAGAAGAGGGUUUGUGUACGUCUCGGGUUUAAAAUGACUGAAGUGAACAAACUCAAGCACAAGCUCUUCAUUCCUGAGGUAAAGCCUGUUAAAAGGAAAGACCCGAAUGAGGUAAACAUCAGCAGCCUUGUUCCAGUGGUGACUGUUAAAACAGAACAAGUGGAUGCAACGACACAACAUCCCCUCUUCAUCCCGGAGGUACCAGUAACUAUUAAAAAAGAGGAGGAAGUGUGUGAAAUGGAGCAUGGCUUCAUCAUCCAAGAGGUGACUGUUAAACAAGAAGAAGUGAAUGAAAUGGAAGAUGAGCUCUGUACAAAUGGCUAAUCGUGUUUUCGAGAUGAAUUAUGUUUGUAUACAGCAUGUUGCGAAAUGUUUAUUUAAAAAUACUUGAUUCACACUUAUAAGGAGGUUUGCCUCUGGGCAUUGGUGUAUGGAAAAAGGGGAAGCUACUGCAAAGACUUUACAAUUUUGUAUUUUUGUUGUAUAUAGUUCAUAUGAUGAUGACAUUAAAAGGUUUUUAUUACAUAUCUCUAUUGCAAGAAAAAAAAACAACACUCGGGUUUCCCAUCUUUUAUAGUCAUCUUUUUUUGUUGUUUAAAACGUUUGUAAUUUAAAUUUGGGGACAUCAGUAGUGAUAAAGUUCUGCAUUUAACAUUUUUAUGAGUACUGUACAGAGAAUGAAGGCUUUGGUCAACUAACUAUUAUCAUUAACUUGCGAAUUAGGCAGCAUUUCAUCCCUUUGAAAGGGACACUUUGUUGUUUUCAUGUUCAUUUCCCCCCCUCAUAUAAUACACCGUUUCAAUUUCAGACAUGUGGAAAAAAAAAAACAAGUGCCUCCGUGUCUUAUUUAAAGUUUGCAGUUGUAUUUGGCUGUUGGAAUAAACGUGACUAAAUAUUAAA
This is a messenger RNA of Danio aesculapii, 3707 nucleotides long. RefSeq names its product ADNP homeobox 2a (gene adnp2a). Gene Ontology annotation, cellular component: nucleus. Gene Ontology annotation, biological process: regulation of gene expression. NCBI's taxonomy places the organism in Eukaryota, Metazoa, Chordata, Actinopteri, Cypriniformes, Danionidae. The record is from RefSeq and is a predicted model, not a curated record. The transcript has 4 exons. The coding region runs from base 255 to 3131 and encodes 958 amino acids.